Messenger RNA from Alternaria incomplexa, 378 nucleotides. RefSeq lists its product as uncharacterized. NCBI's taxonomy places the organism in Eukaryota, Fungi, Ascomycota, Dothideomycetes, Pleosporales, Pleosporaceae. The transcript is spliced from 3 exons. Bases 1 to 378 code for a protein of 125 amino acids. The record is from RefSeq and is a predicted model, not a curated record.
AUGGUGCUCUUCGUCGCUGGCAGAAUCUACGUUCGGGCGAACCAGAAGUCAGGUGUAGGAGCCGAUGACUGGAUUAUGGUUGGCGCAGCGGUCUUCGCCUUAGCGAUUUCUGUGUGCUUAUUAGUUACAACCACCAACUCUCUUGGGCGUCAUCUCUAUGAUGUGAACCCGAUGACGUUUGUGAGCUCUGCAAAGUACAACGUUGCGAGUGUCACAAUGUACAAUGCUUCUAUGACACUCACAAAGCUUUCCGUCUGUAUGACGUACCUGAAGCUUUUCCCCUCGAGAACGAACAAAUUGUUCUGUUGGACGAUGAUUGGGUACCAGCUUCUGUGGGGUGUCAUCUCGUCGGCACUCUACAUUCUGCAAUGCGUGUAG